Beta vulgaris subsp. vulgaris (sugar beet) is the source of this 1581-nucleotide messenger RNA. RefSeq names its product beta-glucuronosyltransferase GlcAT14C. Lineage: Eukaryota; Viridiplantae; Streptophyta; Magnoliopsida; Caryophyllales; Amaranthaceae. The transcript is spliced from 4 exons. Gene Ontology annotation, cellular component: membrane. Bases 149 to 1384 code for a protein of 411 amino acids. Gene Ontology annotation, molecular function: glucuronosyltransferase activity. The record is from RefSeq and is a predicted model, not a curated record.
GGAUUGUUGACAUGAAUUAAUCAUCAAGAAUUCAAGACUCAGGAGUCAGGAGACAGGAGGCAAUGGCUUACAGGUAAAAAAUGAGCUGUGUGUUUACACUUCCGGCCUUCCACAAUCCCUAACCCCCAAAAAUUCCAACCUCGAAUCGAUGAAACGAACACACAUCUACCACACUUUCACAAAUCAAAAAUGGCGAACCACUUUGCUAACAAUCUCCAUUUUCUCUCUCCUACUAAUCUUCUCUCUUGCAUUCCUCCGACGUAAAUCAUCUCCACUCCACAAUCUACACUCAACAACUUACUCCCGUGAAAAUUCACGCCUUCUUCCUGAGAUUCCGAGGUUUGCUUACUUAAUAUCAGGGACAAAAGGCGAGGGUUUGCAAGUGAAGAGAUUACUUCAAGCAGUAUAUCAUCCAAGAAACUACUACCUAAUUCACCUUGAUCGUGAUGCGUCGGAUGAUGAGAGGGUUGACUUUGCUAAGUAUGUUAAGUCGGAGGCGGCGGUGAGGCGAUUUAGGAAUGUUAUGGUGGUUGGGAAGGCGGAUUUGAUCACUUCUAAAGGUCCUUCUGCUACUGCUUCUAUGCUUCAUGGUUUUGCUAUUUUGUUGAAGCAGGCCAAACAGUGGGAUUGGUUUAUCAACCUCAAUGCUUGGGAUUAUCCUCUUAUUUCACAAGAUGAUCUUCUGCAUAUCUUCUCUUACUUGCCGAGAGACUUGAAUUUUCUUGAGCACACAAGUGAUAUCGGUUGGAAAGAACAUCAAAGGGCCCGGCCUAUCAUCAUCGAUCCUGGCUUGUAUCAUGUGAAAAAAUCUGGUGUUUUUUGGGCCAAAGAAAAAAGGUCUUUGCCUUCUUCUUUUAAGUUGUUCACAGGAUCUGAAUGGGUGGUGCUAACUAAAUCUUUUGUUGAUUUCUGCAUAUGGGGAUGGGAUAAUCUUCCUCGUACACUACUCAUGUACUACACAAAUUUCUUAUCCUCUUCCGAGGGUUACUUUCACACUGUGGUCUGUAACCAUAAAAACUACCAGAAUACCACUGUGAACCAUGAUCUGCGGUAUAUGAAGUGGGACAACCCUCCAAAUCAGCAUCCUGUCAACUUAACCCAGGAGCAUUUUCAUGACAUGGUUCAGAGUGGAGCACCUUUUGCACGCAGGUUUGCUAUAAACGACCCUGUUCUUGACCAGAUUGAUCGGGAUCUUUUGAAGAGAUCGAAUGGUCAUUUUGUGCCUGGGGGGUGGUGCCUGGGAAAAUCUUCUCAUGGGAAGGAUCCAUGUGUACUAUUUGGGAAUUCGGAUGCUAUAAAACCAAGUGUAAACACCAGAAUGCUUGAAAAACUUGUUCUCCAGCUUCUUGAUCCCGAAAACUUUAGAUCUAAGCAAUGUAGGUAACUUUCGUAAUACUUUACAUUGUGAUUCGCUCACUAUAAUUCAAAUGGAAAACUAAACGUGCAAAUAUGAAAUAUCUGCAUCCCAAGUCGUUAAGUAGUCGGCAUGAAAAUGGACUUGUGUUUCUUCCACACAGUUGCUCAAAGCCUCAAACUAUAACUCAAAGUUGUGCAUUUCAAUGAAGAUUAGUGUAUUGUUAA